Closterium sp. Yama58-4 is the source of this 1041-nucleotide messenger RNA. NCBI's taxonomy places the organism in Eukaryota, Viridiplantae, Streptophyta, Zygnematophyceae, Desmidiales, Closteriaceae. The record is from the annotation of a GenBank genome assembly.
AUGUGCCAUAAAGAGGCUGGAACUACUUACAAGGGGGGAUACAUUGUAAUCAAUGGACGGCCUUGCAAGGUGGUGGAGAUUUCUACCUCUCGUACGAUGAGCGGUCACAAAAAGUGCCGUUUUGUCGCAACUGAUUUAUUCACCAAUGAGACGCUGGAAGACAGCUCGCCGGCUUCUCACAACUGCGAGGUCCCAAACGUGGUCUACGCCGAGUAUACAGUCCUCAAAAUUGUGGAUGGUGACAAGGUAUCUCUGAUGUUCGAGGGGGGUGACACGAGGGAACUUGACCUUCCCCCCGACGAGGCUCUCCGCUCGCAGAUCAAGGACGGCCUUGGGCAAGACAAGGAGCUCUCUCUUACUGUAGUGAGCGCUAUGGAUGCCUGCACCCUCCCCUCCUCCAUCCUCCCCUCCUCCCUAACCUCCACCUCCCUCCUCUCCACCUCCCUCCUCUCCAACUCCCUCCUCUCCACCUCCCUUCUCUCCAACUCCCUCCUCUCCACCUCCCUUCUCUCCAACUCCCUCCUCUCCACCUCCCAUCUCUCCAACUCCCUCCUCUCUAAUUCCCUCCCGUCCACCUCUCCGCCAUCCAUAUCCCUUCCUUCCUCAGCCCUCCCGUGUUCACCACCCCAUCUGCGGCUGCCAACAACUCCAGCAGCACAACAGGUAGCCCCUCUGCCCUGCUCCUCCACGCAUUCGCCCAUCAUUGUGCAUUUGCCUGUGCAGUUGACUGCAAUACCCCACUCACGCCCAUCACUCCACAUGCCACCUGCACACCCGCUGACCCACUCCCUGCUGCCCCUCCCCCGCUCUAUCCCUCCCUUUCUCCCCCUUUGCUUCCCCCUUCUCCUCUUCUUUCUCCUCCCACUUUUCAUCUCCUUCAUCCUCAUCCCCCUCACUCUCCACGUCAGAAGCACGCUUCCACCACUCAGCUCCCUCCCCAUUCCCCUUCCCUCCUCGUCCCAACCCAUGCUACUCACCCACACCUCCACCCCCCCUCGCUCACACAACAUUCGCCACACCCAUCCUACCCUCUCCCUGUGA